UAAAUUAUAUAGAUUAGUAAAUAACACCUUAACCAUUAUAGAGUGUGUGGUUAAGUUUAGGUGUGAAAUUUUAUGUUUCAAAAUAUCGCUGGAGCAAAAAAAAUAAAUGCACAUAAACCAAUGCGUUCAGCCAAUUUUUCAGCUAUUGUUAAGAAAAAUUGGAAGAAAUGAUUUAAAACAAUGACUCCUUAUUGUCCGGCCAUAUGCAGAUAUUUUGCACUAUAAAAUCUUCCGGAUGAUCCACGAGUACCACUAGUUGUUUCCCAUCCUCCACUGGAAAGACAUUAUUACCACCAAAGAUUUUAAAUUGAAAACUGUUCAUUUUUAAGAUUUUAAAAUGAAACUUGUGAUUUGUGUUCUCUUUGUGAUUGCUGCUCUGUUGGUUCCAUCGCAGGCGACAUUCGAUGUGAUAGCCAGUGUGCCAACAGCAAGAAGUUAUGGUGGUGGUUAUGGUGGAGGUUAUGGUGGUAGUUAUGGUGGCAGCUAUGGUGGCUUGGCUGGAGGUUAUGGUGGCAGUUAUGGUGGCUACGGUGGCAGUUAUGGCGGUUACGGUGGCAGUUAUGGCGGUUACGGUAGCAAUUAUGGCGGUUAUGGUUCCAACUAUGGUAACAACGUCAAAGUAAUCAAAGUUACUGUUCUGCCAAAGGCUGCUGGUGGUUCCUAUGGAUCUGGAUCAUACGGUGCUGGGUCGUAUGGUGCUGGAUCAUACGGUGCCGGGUCGUAUGGUGCUGGAUCGUAUGGCUAUGGUACAUCUUACUCUACCCCUGUGGCUCCUGUUGCUGCUGUCACCACACCCGUGGUUACAGCCAUUACUACCCCCGUUGUAACCUCAACAGUUGGCACUAGUUACGGCACUGGAUCUUUUGGGGCUGGAUCUUAUGGUGGCGGAUACACUGGUGCUGCAUCAUAUGGUUAUGGUAACAAUAUUCUCCCUUCGUUCGGUUAUGGAUCCGGUUAUAGUAACUCCUUUGGAUCAGGUUAUGGAGCAGCGGCAGGAUGUUUUUAAAUUGAUCCCUUGAUUUUUGGAUUUACGAACAAUAUAUUAAAUUAUGAAAUUGAACUAAUUUUUUGUAUCAAUUGUUUUCCGUAUUUAAUAAAAAAUAUCAUGGUAGAACUAAGAAGGUAGACAAG
Molecule: messenger RNA, 1131 nt
Organism: Musca domestica (house fly)
Lineage: Eukaryota; Metazoa; Arthropoda; Insecta; Diptera; Muscidae
Product: keratin-associated protein 6-2-like
Exons: 1
Coding region: 338-1006 (222 amino acids)
Source: RefSeq, a predicted model, not a curated record